AUGGCUGACUACGAAGGGUAUUUGCUCCUCCACGACGUUGGUCGACAGGCGGACCCAUUGUAUUUUGAGCUCAAAGGCGGCUUGCUGCAAUUCUAUGACAAGAAGGAUGGACGCUGGAUGGGUCAGUUCUAUCUCACGAGACACCGCGUGGUGGUGCAACCCGUUGACCACAGUCUCACACCGAACCGCUUCUGUGUCGAGCUGAGUCCCGUGCGCUCUGUACACGACACGGAGCGAUCGAUUCAGCACUUUCGACGCACGCGACUUAUAUUGGGCGCGUCUACACCGGAAGUCCAAGGGCAGUGGAUUCGCGCUCUAAACACUUGGCGGCGUCGUAAUUGGAAGGACACGACCGUGAUUGCUGCCUUUGACGACGAAGCCAAGGCGCUACGAAUGCUCAUGAUCAUGUAUCGUCUUGAGCUCAAGCUGCUGCGGUUUAUGGACAUGUCGCUCCGCAAGAUAAACAUGAGCCCUCAGCCUACCGACUUGACGUAUGACGAUGCUGCGGUAUCAAAGCACCAGAAUACUUCGUCAGUACUAUGGUGUCAAGAGCCUGUCAGGCGACACGAGUUUAUUCACGAAGCAAAGGAUCAGUGUUCACCACUUGGCUCUGCAAUGGUGGAUGUCCAAAGACUGAGGACAAAAGUGCUGAUUGAUCUCGCUGCUGCCAGCUCGUUUUCGAGCCGCGUAAAUCUAUAA
Molecule: messenger RNA, 699 nt
Organism: Peronospora matthiolae
Lineage: Eukaryota; Oomycota; Peronosporomycetes; Peronosporales; Peronosporaceae
Source: the annotation of a GenBank genome assembly